Molecule: messenger RNA, 2328 nt
Organism: Vitis vinifera (wine grape)
Lineage: Eukaryota; Viridiplantae; Streptophyta; Magnoliopsida; Vitales; Vitaceae
Source: RefSeq, a predicted model, not a curated record
CUUCUUUAGAGUGGGAUAUCAGCCAACCGAAACGUGGGCUAAAAGACUUAGUAAAUGGGGAUUAGCAUUUCUUUGAAGCAUUGAGAGUAGAAAAAGUAGACGUGGAUUGGAUACGCGUCCUCCGUGGAACUUUGUCCCUAUUAUGAAUCAACCAUUUCCAGCCAAAAAAUCAUUUGAAGUAACCAAACUUGCCCAACCGUCCCACGACUCCCACCCUCCCAACCACAAAGUCAAAUCAUCCCUUCAACAAAAUACCUGUUUCUAUGCGUGAAUAAGAAUCACCACAACUUGGGAGGCUACAAGCCCAUGACUUCAUUUUCAAACCAAACACGCGACGAUAUUUCCUAAGAAAAUGGCGCUUCGGCAUUCGGAACCUGUAUGCUUCUCCCAUUUCUGCCCGGCCCGGUUCCGGUCCAGACGACAACUUCGAGUCUCGAGGGCCGGCUCGUCGGUCCCGAGGUUGAGGCCGCCGGCGGUAUUGGUGGCGGCGGCGAGGGAAGCGCAUGUGAACAAGCCUUCUGUUUGUACUGCGGAUGAGCUUCACCGCGUGGCUGUCACCGACUCCGACUGGAGCCUCGCUCUGUGGCGGUACACACCUUCUCCGAAGGCGGAGCGGAGGAAUCACCCGCUGUUGCUGUUGUCUGGCAUUGGAACCAAUGCUAUUGGAUUUGAUCUUGCUCCUGAGUCUUCUUUUGCACGUUACUUGUCCAACCAAGGAUUUGAUACAUGGAUUCUUGAACUUCGAGGUGCUGGGUUGAGCACAUUAGUAGGGGAAUCCAGGGAAGUUAAGAAGCCUUUCAAGGCUAUGUCUGAUCGGGUAGGAACAAAUGGUGUUCUUCCUGCAGAAGCACCAUCAACCGUAAUUUCUGGCACUCUUGUGGAAACUUUUAUCCCUUCUGUCAAAGGAAAAAGAAUGGUGGUUGAAUCUGAUGACGCACAAUCGGUGUCAAAGUUGUCAGAAACUUCUACUCACUUAUUUCAAAAGCUCUCUAGGUUUCUAAAUGAAGGUCAAAUCAAGAAUAUGCCUGCUAAGUUAUUUUAUAAAAUAUCAAUAUUCAUGGAAGAUGCUCAGUUAUAUGAAUCCUUCAAUGAUAGUAAGCUCAAACUUUCAGGUGUAUUUGAAGAAAGGCAAAACUUCUCUAUUGCUAGUCAGAUCAGGGAUUUGAGUGGAAGGCAUGUAAACAUUAUUAAAGAAGGUCAAUGGACGAUUUCACCACCCUUGUUUGACUUGAAGGAGGUUUUUUUAACACUACUCGAUGAUUUCCAAAAGCAACUUGACCUGAUUUUAAAGUACAACUGGGACUUUGAUCACCAUAUGAAAGAGGAUGUGCCUGCAGCGAUGGAGUAUAUAAGGACUCUAUGCAAACCAAAGGAUGGCAAGUUGCUUGCAAUUGGUCACUCCAUGGGGGGUAUAUUGCUGUAUGCAAUGCUUUCACAAUCUGGUUCUGAAGGAAGGGAUUCUGGGCUGGCAUCAGUCAUUACAUUGGCAUCAUCACUUGACUUCACAUCUUCAAAAUCAUCACUGAAAUUGCUCUUACCCCUGGCUGAUCCUGCACAAGCUCUAAAUGUACCUGCUAUUCCAUUAGGGGCAUUGUUGGCAGCUGCUCAUCCUCUUAUGUCUCUUCCUCCUUAUGUAUUGUCUUGGUUAACUUCUCUGGUUUCUGCACAGAAGAUCCCUCCUGAGUCACUUGAAAAACUUGUCUUGAACAACUUUGGUACAGUACCCUCUAAGCUCCUCUUGCAGCUAACAACAGCUUUCCAAGAGGGUGGACUACGUGACAGAAAUGGAACUUUCUUUUAUAAGCAUCAUCUCCACAAAAGCAAUGUUCCUGUUCUAGCAAUUGCAGGAGACCGAGACGUAGUCUGUCCACCUGAAGCUGUAUAUGAGACAGUCAAGCACAUUCCUGGGAAUUUAGUUACUUACAAAGUUUUUGGAGAACCAGAUGGUCCACAUUAUGGUCACUAUGACUUAGUAGGAGGCCCUUCGGCAGCUGAUCAAGUGCAUCCAUGUUUAUCUAAAUUUCUCAUCCAUCAUGAUAUGGCCUGAUUGAUUAUGGAGGCUUAUAUUCUGCAUCGCCUAUUUUUUCUAUACCGGAACUCUCAUUAACACUGAAUUCUUUUGUCAAUGAAAAAAGAAGCUUCCUGCUUGCAAAAUCCCAAGGGAAAGAGGGCACUCCAAAAUCCCUGAUCAGUUUGUGAUGCAAGAAAAAUGUGGAGAUUUGUACAUGUACUGUAAGUAUGGUGCUGUUGUAUCUAGUUCUAUUCAUCACUUGUAAAGACAAUAUUAUAUCUCAAUAUAGAAAAGUAAAAAACACAAUUCAGCUGGAA